This is a messenger RNA of Salarias fasciatus (jewelled blenny), 925 nucleotides long. RefSeq names its product RAB11a, member RAS oncogene family. NCBI's taxonomy places the organism in Eukaryota, Metazoa, Chordata, Actinopteri, Blenniiformes, Blenniidae. Gene Ontology annotation, molecular function: GTPase activity; GTP binding. The record is from RefSeq and is a predicted model, not a curated record.
GUGAGUCUUCCGGACGGAGGACGAAGAAGAACGGAGGCUCCCAAACACAUUCCCGUUAGAAGAUUAAAACCCUGCAUCCGCGCUUCUCCCCCGGAAACCCUCUCGGUCUGGGAUUACUCCGCUCCCGGUAGGACGAUGGGCACCAGAGACGACGAGUACGACUAUCUGUUCAAAGUGGUUCUCAUCGGGGACUCGGGCGUGGGGAAGAGCAACCUGCUGUCCCGCUUCACCCGGAACGAGUUCAACCUGGAGAGCAAGAGCACCAUCGGGGUGGAGUUCGCCACGCGCAGCAUCCAGGUGGACGGCAAGACGGUCAAGGCCCAGAUCUGGGACACGGCGGGGCAGGAGCGCUACCGGGCCAUCACGUCGGCGUACUACCGCGGCGCCGUGGGCGCCCUGCUGGUCUACGACAUCGCCAAGCACCUGACGUACGAGAACGUGGAGCGCUGGCUGAAGGAGCUGCGGGACCACGCCGACAGCAACAUCGUCAUCAUGCUGGUGGGCAACAAGAGCGACCUGCGCCACCUGAGGGCCGUGCCCACCGACGAGGCCCGCGCCUUCGCUGAGAAGAACGGCCUGUCCUUCCUGGAGACGUCGGCUCUGGACUCCACCAACGUGGAGAUGGCCUUCCAGACCAUCCUGACAGAGAUCUACCGCAUCGUGUCCCAGAAGCAGAUGUCGGAGCGCCAGGAGAGCGACAUGUCGCCCAGCAACAACGUGGUCAACAUCCAGGUCCAGCCCACCGAGAACACAAAGAUGCAGUGCUGUCAGAACAUCUAGCCCCGCCCCCCCAGUCCCCCCCCCACCCUGUCCCUGCCGCCCCACCCCCGCUCUGAGAAUAGACUGCCUCGCGUGCUGUCGGGUGCAGGAGGGACGAGGCCGCCGCCACCUGAACUCUGCACCCCCCCCCCCACCCCAAUCCCAC